AUUGUUAGUCAUAUAGGACCAAUAUUUGAUGGUUCUAUUUAGUCAAUAGAGUUAAGAGGUAGAGGUUCACCUUGUAUUGAUUAAUAUACAGUCAAUUUUGUGUUAUUAGGAGGUAAAGCAUUUCAGACUUCUACUGGUUGCUAUAUACAGCGAUAGAGAGAAAUGGCCAAAGGAAAUUGCAAUUAGUUAAUUAUAAAGGUAAAUACAAACAUAUGUGUUACCAUAACAACUGCAGAAACAGACCAUCGCCUUGGUGAAUGUCAGUCAAAGAAAUGUACAAAAUGUGUACGCUUGGAUGGACUUAAACUAUAGAACAUGAAAAAUGGUGAUGUUGAAUAUGACUUUAAUAUUGUAAAUACAUUUAAUAUUGAUGACGAUUGAACAGAAGGAAAUAUCCUCAGAUUAUUGAUUCAAAUUAAAGUUAGAAAUGGCUGCUGACAUCUCAAUACCUCCACGAUCAUCAUCUAGGACCUCUUUACCCGAGCCCAAAUCUCCUCGACCCAAUUCCUCAAUUUCACGUCCUCAUUCAGGCAGAUCUGUGUUCAGUGAUUUUGGGCACUCGAGUAAAUUGAUGCUUUUUGGCCAAGAUGAGACUUCACUGACUGAUGAUGAGGCUUCCCUCCAGGACUUGGCAAGGCAAGUGAUGUCACACAUCGAGUCAUUUGAAAAUGAUGAAUGGAAAACUAUUGAGGAGAUCCACAGACUUCAUAAAAAGAUUCUGAACAGAAAACAGGGUACUGAACUCGUAGCUCAUAUGAAGCAUGCAAAAUUGAAUAGUCGCUGGUGGGGUGCUAAUCCAAAAACUGUGUUUGAAGGGAGAGGGUCCUUAACACGUUUAGACACAUUUAAGAAAAUUCUUGUAUUUAAAACCAUGCAAUGGUACAAUGUUAAGGAUCGAUCCUUAGAAUUUGGGACUAAAAUUGAAACUCCAGGAGUAUAUUACUUUCAACAUAAACAUAUUCCAUACGUAAGGUUUGCAGGAUGCGCCAGGAAUAACAUUCUUGAGACAUGCCAAAAUCAUAUCAAUGGUGCACUUUCUGGAAAUCUAGAAUACCAAAUAUUUGAAACUUUGUUACUGAUCACCAAGGCAACAGAUUGGGAGUUUUUCUUUUUGCCAAUAGGUGACACUGACCGUCACAAUGUAAUCCUGAAUGACACAAUCCUUGAGUAUAACACUUUGUGGCCAUAUGGAGCCAAUAUGGAGUUAGUCAUCCAAAAGGAGAUAAUGAAUGAUUUGAUGACAUCUUGUGUGUCACAUCGAUGGCCUCCAAUGACAUCUGGUCCUGAUGAUAGACCUAUAUCAAGAGCAUCUAAUGCAGAUCUCACCCCACUCACUGCUUCCAUUCUUAAGACCCUACAAGACAUUGACUAUCCAGUAUUUGCUAAGUUCAUCCUACGUGGGAUACCAAGGGGCCUCCAGGGGUAUGACAGAGAAGUCAAAACCAUGUAUGAUCUGGUAAGAGAGAUAAAAUCACGGGAUGUAGCAUUUAUGGAAAAUGACUCUGAAAAGCUUGAGAAAAUCUAUGAAUUCCACCAAAAAUCUUUUACCUCUAAAGAUCCAGAGAGCUAUAACACAUUCAGGAAAAAUAUGAGAUUUGGUAGUGGUUGGUGGGGCCAUAGUGAGGAUGUAGCAUUCCAUAAGUUUAACCCUGGUUUACUUGAUCUGAAAAUUUUCCGUGAACUACUGCUCGAGAAGGCAGAGGAAUGGUACCCUACUGGCACACCACUGUUUGAUAGAAUAGCUGAAAGUGGUGUUUUCUGCUUCCAACAUAAGAAAAUCCCAUACUUCCGUUAUGUCGGCCAAACUGAUAAUAUCCUGGAGUUCUGUCGCGUCUUGAUCUCUGAUUGCCUCAUCGGAAGGCUCGAUUAUUGUCACCUGGCAACCCUGUUGCUAUGUACUACAUCAGAUGAGUGGUAUUUCUGCUUUGUUAAUGCCACUGAACCACAUGAACUUGAUAUACUGGAGAAUGACAUGAUGCUCAAACAUGAUACGGUGUGGCCGUAUGGACUGAACCUUAACAUUCAUAUGACCUACUGGUGUGUACCUAAAUUUCGUGAAAGCUGCUUGGUUCACAAAUGGCCCCCAUCAAACAGAGACACUGACAUUGUUCAGCCCCUUCCAAAGCAUCUGAAGAAUCCAACCACUGAUCCAUCUAAUGGUACUGGCCCAUUUAAACAUCUCACUUAUGAUAUCCUAAGCAGAGAUAACACAAUGACACUCGAAGAGAAAAUCAAUGAGUUCCGCACACAUUCAUACCACCUCACAAAACCUGGUGAAAUCCUAACCAUUGAAUCAUGCUAUGGUGGACAAACACCCCAAGCUACAAAUGACAAAGAUGAACCAACUCAAAGUGAUCCGAUACCUACAAAUGACUUGCUAGCUGUUGACACAAAUGAUGAUGCAAAAAGUGAGAAAACUGGACGUGACUCUACAUUCAGCUCUUAUUCUUGGAGAUCUGAUGGUACUACCCUAACUUUAACUGACUCUUCGGUUGCUGUAGACACAACUAUCCAAGCCACUGAUCAACCCAAGUUCAAGGUUAUUGAAGGCAUGGCAUACAUUGUUAAGCCAACAAUAGGUCAAGAAGACACUCACAAUACAAGUAUCGACAAGAAGCCUAAACAUGUGGAUGCUACAAUAGCUGGCAGUGAUAAUCCUACUCAGAAUGAACCACCACCUGAAAAACUACUUACUGGUGACGCUAGUUGUAUUACAAAAGAUGAAUCAAAUAGUGAAUUGACAUCACCCCAUGACUCUACCAAGGCCCCUUUAGAUGAGUCAGUCAGAGGAUCACCCACUCGACUAACUGAUUCACCAACAAGGGCGCCAUCAGCAUUGGCAUCGUACCCAAGAAAAUCAAGCUUGAAAAAGAAAACUGUUACUAUCAAUGAAGGUGCCAAUAUUGCUAGUAAAAGUAAAUAGCCAAAAUUCAAUGUGCCAAAAAUGUUGUUCUCUAUAAUUCAUAUCUGUAAGUUCUGUCAAUGAGAUUUAGUUAAGUUUUGUAUUUUUGUUCUUCAUUGGCCCUGCAUGCUUCUUUGAUAACUAGCAAUUCAUACGCCUACUGU
Molecule: messenger RNA, 3066 nt
Organism: Owenia fusiformis
Lineage: Eukaryota; Metazoa; Annelida; Polychaeta; Sabellida; Oweniidae
Source: the annotation of a GenBank genome assembly